ACUCCAGGAUUAUUGACGAUGUUGCUUCUGAUUCCAUCUGACAGAGACUCCAAAAGUCUCACUGGAUAUGAAGUAUUGGAUGAGUAGGCACCUCUUCUGAGUGCAUCUUUUCAAGCUGUUCAGACACCAGCGGAAUCCAGGUUUGUUUUUGGACAACGCUCUUUUUCUAAUUGUGCCGUUUUUGCUUCCCGCUGACUGGUCACCUCUUGGACUGGGCACUUUCUGGGUCUGGUGUCAGCUCAGAGGAGUACCUGCUGGAGAGGAAACAGGCUUGAUAAGCUGUAGUUGAACUUCAGCAUAAGCCAGACAGUCCAAGGAUUUGCUACAGGUGCUACAUCAUUUGGACCGUGCUGGGGGAAGAUCUCUCCGGGCCUGCCCUCCCAGCUUCUGUGCGCCCCCAGCAGCAUGUCCCAGGCUCUGAGGCUGCCUCUAGUCCUCCACACAGCACACUACCAUGAUCCUAUGGGCUGCUGGAGGGACUAAGGCUGCCUCUGCCUCGUCCUGCUCCCGGGCUGGGUCGGGGGCUCACUCCUGGUUUUGGUCCUCUCUGUCUGUGCCUUUCCUGCUUGCCCUGGUCCUGCUCACCCUCUCUGUACCUGGGGCAGCCUGCCGUCAGCCCUGCAGAGACCGACUCUCGAACCUGCGAACUUUCCGUCUGCCCCUCAACAUUUCCGAGACAGUGGUUUGGUCUAGACAAGGACGGACGGCAGGGUCGCAGGGCAGGCAUGUGCGCAGUUACAAUCACCUUCAAGGGGACAAACGGAAGAGGAAGCUGUUCUCCUUCCAGAAGUUUUUCCUGAGAAUCGACACAAAUGGAAAUGUCAAUGGGACCAAGAGCAAGGAUGACCCACUCAGUAUUCUGGAAAUCACCUCCGUGGACGUGGGAGUGGUGGCCAUCAAAGGGCUGAACAGCAACUACUAUCUGGCUAUCAGCAGGGAAGGAGAGCUGUACGGAGCAAGGGAGUUUGGGAUCGACUGCACCCUGAAAGAGCGAAUUGAGGAGAACGGCUACAACACGUACGCAUCAGCCGAGUGGAAGAACAAGAAGCGGCAGAUGUUUGUGGGUCUGAAUGUCCACGGAAAGCCGCUGCGAGGGAGGAAGACCCGCCGGCGGAACACGGCCACGCAUUUCCUCCCGUUCCUCGUGUAGCAUCAGACCCCCACAUUGAACAUCUGGAAGAGUAUGGCACGAGAAACUCUCACAUUCUGACUGACUGGUGGAAUCUGUGGCACAGGAUCUGGAUAGUGUGCCAAACUGUUGAAGAUGACACAGACUGAUGGAGCUGCAGAUGACAGGAGGCAACAUGAGACUAAUAGCGCUGACAUUUAGAGCAAAUGUUUGAUCCUUAACCACUGAGUUUUGUUUGUAUUGUAUUGAUUUAUUUAUUUUUGUGAGAUAUUUAA
Molecule: messenger RNA, 1404 nt
Organism: Synchiropus splendidus (mandarinfish)
Lineage: Eukaryota; Metazoa; Chordata; Actinopteri; Syngnathiformes; Callionymidae
Product: fibroblast growth factor 10-like
Exons: 3
Coding region: 455-1150 (231 amino acids)
Biological process (GO): limb development; positive regulation of canonical Wnt signaling pathway; animal organ morphogenesis
Cellular component (GO): cytoplasm
Molecular function (GO): type 2 fibroblast growth factor receptor binding; chemoattractant activity; growth factor activity
Source: RefSeq, a predicted model, not a curated record